This is a messenger RNA of Dracunculus medinensis (Guinea worm), 318 nucleotides long. The record is from the annotation of a GenBank genome assembly. Lineage: Eukaryota; Metazoa; Nematoda; Chromadorea; Rhabditida; Dracunculidae.
AUGUAUUUCAGGAUAUUUCUCAUCCUUAUUGCUUUCGGUCUUCUUGCUGGUUGUUGUUGCUUUUUUAUUUAUGCAUUAUUCCGACAAAAUACCCGAAAAAAAUCAGUAGAUUCAGCUAAAAAUAUUUUCUAUGUGGCGAAACCAUCCCCAAUUCGUAAGCAGAGUCAUGAAAGUUUUUCUGCUGUAAGAUAUUUGCCAGAAUUGGAUUCACCACCGAAACGGAGCCCCUUUGAAUUGAUUACUGCCCCUCGAUUACCUAAAGAAUUGGAUGCUAGCUCUUCUUAUCGAAAUAAAAUCAGAGUGUGCAAUGGACAAUAA